AUGAAGACGGUACUCUCCAUCCAGUCCCACGUCGCCCACGGCUACGUGGGCGGCAAAGCCGCCAUCUUCCCUCUCCAGGCGCAGGGUUGGGACGUCGACAACAUCAACACCGUCAACUUCUCCAACCACACGGGCUACGGCUCGGUCCGUGGCCUGGCUGCCGAUCCCGAAGAGCUCAAGCUGAUUCUCGACCAACUCGUGCUGCAACGAGAGUCUCUGCCCUCAAAGGGUCACUACGGAGCAGUCAUCACCGGCUACAUCCCCAACGCGACUCUUAUCGGCAUAGUGCACGACUACAUAGGUGAAAUGAAGGCCAAUAGUCAGCAGCACCCAUCGGGCCUCCACCACGGCUUGUCCACGCCUCUCUACCUCCUUGACCCCGUCAUGGGCGACAACAACUACCUCUACGUGGAGCAGAACUGUAUCGAGCAGAACAAACGGGUUCUUUCACGCAAAUUAGUGGAUAUAAUCACCCCCAACCAGUUUGAGCUCGAGCUCCUCGUAGGUUACAAGAUCGACACCCAGGAGCUGUUGGCCACAGCUAUCCAGACACUUCACCACGAGUACUCGGUGCCGUACGUGGUCAUCACGUCCUUGGAUGGCACCAUGCUAGGCAACUCGUCGGUGAUAGGUUGCGCAGUGUCCACAUCUGUGCCGGGAAGAAAGCUGGUUAUCCGCACAUUUGAGGUGCCUGUCAUCAAGUCGUACUUCACAGGCGUGGGCGACUUGUUUUCAGCGCUUUUGUUGGACAAGUUGGUGACGUUGCUCUCCAACAAUGCGGAAGAUGCCUUGGUACUCGCAGUAAAUCAGGUUUUGACCAUAAUGAGGAAAACCUUGCUCUUGACCCAUCGCCAAGGAUUGGAGGCCGCAGCCAAGGCCACGGGAAACAACGGACCUGUACAGGGCAAAAUCAACGACGGUGACACCAUGAAAUACUUUGAAUUGAGAGUGGUGCAGUCCAGAGACUUUUUUGCCUACGAUGGCCCUGGCGAGUACCUGCCCAAAGAAAUGGUCCACUGA
This is a messenger RNA of Suhomyces tanzawaensis NRRL Y-17324, 1020 nucleotides long. It is a transcript of the gene BUD16, whose product is annotated as putative pyridoxal kinase. The record is from RefSeq and is a predicted model, not a curated record. NCBI's taxonomy places the organism in Eukaryota, Fungi, Ascomycota, Pichiomycetes, Serinales, Debaryomycetaceae. Gene Ontology annotation, molecular function: pyridoxal kinase activity. Gene Ontology annotation, biological process: pyridoxal 5'-phosphate salvage. The coding region runs from base 1 to 1020 and encodes 339 amino acids. Gene Ontology annotation, cellular component: cytosol. The transcript has a single exon.